This is a messenger RNA of Chiloscyllium plagiosum (whitespotted bambooshark), 1739 nucleotides long. Lineage: Eukaryota; Metazoa; Chordata; Chondrichthyes; Orectolobiformes; Hemiscylliidae. The record is from RefSeq and is a predicted model, not a curated record.
CGGGCCGCUGGGAGAGGCCGGUCAUGGAUGUCAGGCGGGCCGUGCUCGGAGUCUGGUGUCUGUGUGUCGCUGUUGUCACAUGUGAUGAUCCUUUGUACUCUGAGCCCUGGCUUCGAUCAGUGAGUUUGAACAGACAUAUUGUAAAGAAUGGAUUUCAUAGAGAGUUAGUAAUGGAUGUUGACCUUGGUGAAGGUGCUCAACCCGGCUGUCGCAUUAUGAUUAAGGAACAGUUACCACAAGGGCUUUAUGUGGAUCCAUACGAACUUGCUUCAAUGCGAGAGCAGAAGAGUAAAGAGAUACUCGUUCAGAAUGAGAUCGAUAUUGAAGCUCCAGAAUAUUUAUCAGCAACGCAUGCAAUUAUCGUUUAUCUGAAGCCUGACCCCAGACAUCAUGGACAUUUUACUGGUACAGUCCCAGUACAUGUACGAUAUCAUCGGCCAACAGACAGAGAGGAAGCCAUUGCUUUGGUGACCCUUCCAGAUCCACAGUUGAUGAUUCACUGUCAGGAAAAUAGUCCAUUACUGGAAAGUUGGAAACUUGGUGUAACACAGGCUUCCUGCUCAGCAAGUAAUCACAGUAUCUGUAGCUGGCUGAAUGUUAACUAUCAGAAUAUGGAGAUGCUUCGACGUUCCUCUGUCUUUGCUGCUGAAGUGAUGGACGUUUUUGACCGCUUUCCGCCUGAGAAAGAGCUCAUUUCUCAAGCGAAAGCACUGUGCCGAGAUUACAUCCAUUCCCGCCUGAUCCGAGCUGGAAUUGUUUGGAGUAAACCAGAACCUGCUGUUUCUAGUCCAGCGAGCAAACUUACUGAGGUUUCAGCCGCACUUCUUCACUUGGGUGAUGAGUUGGAGUACAUCAGACCAAAUGUCUACAGGAACAUUGCCAAACAGUUGAAUAUCUCAGUCAGUUCUGAAAGCAUCGUAUCUGAUGCAUUCCUGGCUGUCGCCACUGAGCUUUUCUCUGCAGGUAUAACCUGGGGGAAGGUUGUAGCCCUCUAUGCUGUAGCUGGAGGUUUGGCCAUUGACUGUGUGAAACAGGGACAGCCUGCCAUGGUACACACGAUAGUCGAUUGCUUGGGGGAGUUUGUCCGGAAAACACUGGUGACGUGGCUCAGGAGACGUGGUGGAUGGGCUGACAUAACAAAGUCCGUGGUUAACAAUGAUCCCAGCAUUCGGGAUCAUUGGCUUGUCUCCUUCCUCUGCACCUGUGGACAUUUCCUCAAAGCAAUCUUCUUUUUCUUUCUGCGGGAGCGAUGAUCCGAACUGGGACAAUGUGGCCACCGUUUGCUGCCCUUUUCAAACGUAACACCUAAAUAACAACACGCCUGAAUUAACAGAAGCAAUUGGAAGCAAAUUCAACACUUGGCAGAUUGGAAUGUGAAUCCUUUCAGAGUCAUUGGCUGAACAGGGAACAUGUAAAUGAAACAGGCAGUGGAAACUAUGACAUCAGAAUUCUACUGACGCUUUACAAAAGGCUUUGAUUUCUAAAUGUGUAAAAGUUGAUCUUUCAGAUGGUAAUUGUUGAAAGCAGCAGUCCCAGCUGGUCUGCGAGUGAAACAUUUCUUUCUACAGGGCAGCUACUUUGAAGAAUCAAGAAUGAACAGCUGUGAAUGUAUAGUAUUAUUUCUUUUUAAGCUGUCGUUCUAAUAGCUCCAUCUUUGAUUCUGCAAACUAGCCGCACCAGAUGAAUUUCUCUGUUAAGAUGAAAACCAAAAAAAAUUAAAUUCUAAGAAUGAAGAAUAA